UCGCCACUCUCCUCUUUCGUUCGACUGCGGCUUCAAACCCUUGGACGGGUUUUCACACAAGUAUUAGUAUUUUGAAAUUGGUGCCUGCGCAGAUUGAAAGGGUUCGCUUUGUUGUACUCCUUAAUUGCUUAUGGCGGAGGAAGAACCAGUUGACCAGAAGAAGUACUUUGAAGAUUUAUGCAAGCCCAAGUGUGUUAGAGCUUGGCUCGAGUAUCAGGGAUGUGUGAAAAGGGUGGAGGCGGAUGAAAGCGGACACAAGCAUUGCACGGGGCAAUAUUUUGAUUAUUGGCGUUGUGUUGACAAAUGUGUCGCACCUAAGCUAUUCAAGAAGCUCAAGUAACAUUCCAUCAAGAUCCAUAUCUUCAUCUUCAUCUUCAUCUUCAUCUUCAUCUUCAUCUUCAUCUUCAUCUUCAUCUUCAUCAUUCUCAUUCUCAUUUUUGUUAUGAAAUCAAGAAUGAGUUGUGUGUAUUUUGUUUGGAUGAAUUUGAUGGAAUUUAACCAUUUAGGUGCUUGUUUUCACCUACAAAACUUUGAUCCAAUGUUAUACUACUCACACCGUUC
This is a messenger RNA of Cynara cardunculus var. scolymus (artichoke), 561 nucleotides long. Its product is annotated as cytochrome b-c1 complex subunit 6-like. Bases 131 to 340 code for a protein of 69 amino acids. The transcript is spliced from 5 exons. The record is from RefSeq and is a predicted model, not a curated record. Gene Ontology annotation, biological process: mitochondrial electron transport, ubiquinol to cytochrome c. NCBI's taxonomy places the organism in Eukaryota, Viridiplantae, Streptophyta, Magnoliopsida, Asterales, Asteraceae.